Messenger RNA from Atta colombica, 2652 nucleotides. Its product is annotated as otopetrin-2-like. Bases 1 to 2268 code for a protein of 755 amino acids. Gene Ontology annotation, biological process: proton transmembrane transport. Lineage: Eukaryota; Metazoa; Arthropoda; Insecta; Hymenoptera; Formicidae. Gene Ontology annotation, cellular component: membrane. The transcript is spliced from 9 exons. Gene Ontology annotation, molecular function: proton channel activity. The record is from RefSeq and is a predicted model, not a curated record.
AUGGGCGAGAGCUCGCCGGAUCUCAGCCUCCGGCUACGCCAGGGCAGUUCCGACUCCAGAGAUUCCUUCUACAUGGACUUCGCACAGGGUAUCGAUUCCGAUAUCGAGGAAGUGACGCGGCCAGGCGAUAAUAAUUCCGAUCCCAUGCUGGAAAAUCAUCUGGAGGAGAACGGGAACGAUUUACCACCGAUUGAGGAUAUUACGACGAUCCCCGAGGAGGCCUCGGAAGAAUUAAGAGAGGAGGAGGAAGCGGCCGCAUUGGAGGCCGCACUUAGAACGCCAGACGGUGGCACGAUUAGCACGGAAAUCGAGAAACCGUCGACUGCAUCGCUCAUGCAAGAACACGUUCUAUACAGUUGGCCAGGACUGCCGGUCGCGCUACCGUCACCAGCCUCACCAUCCGCGGUAAUCGUCUCGCCGGAAACGCUGUCUAGACACAGCAGCAGCUCACCUUCUCGCGUUCACCGGCCACCCCAGUUUGCGUUGGCCCUACCAUGCUCCUCGCAACCGAUUCCGGCGGUCUGCUAUCCGGCGUCGACCUUCCUCGAGGUCACCGACGAGCGGAAGUGGAAGAACCUUGGCUGCGACGCCCUGGCGACCACUUUGAGCGCGCUGUACGGGAAACUUCUGGUUGUGAUGGGGAUCGCCUUUCCCAUGGCGGAAGUAAUAUCCACAUACAUACCGCCGUCUUUCUACGAGGCUUUCUACCUCUACCUCUACUUCGGCAGCAUGAUCUUCCUCGUAUACAUGUACGCCAUGUUGUUCGGGGACAGCAAGACGAAAUCAAAGAAGCAGAAAGACGUGUGUGAUCUGGACUCAUCGAGAUCGUCGAGCGGCGCCGGCGGCGACAGUGACGCGCCUGAGAGCGGAUGCCCGCACGUGAAUCCGGUACGUCCGGUCCAGCACUAUGGUAGCUUCUAUCUACGAAUGGGUGCCGUGGCGUUCGGCAUCGGCUCAAUGAUCUACUCCGGGUUGGAAUUCGGUCAGUACUUUGAGUUGGAACAAAACACCAAAUGUCACAACAUCAUGCUGGCCCUCACACCUGCCACGAGAAUGGCCUUCAUCUUCAUCCAAAUGUACUUCAUAUUCCUAAACAAUGAGGAUAUAUACUUGCAGAUGAAGGUUUAUCGUCAUCGCGUUGUUGCACGUUUCGGACUAAUGCAUAUGAUCGGCACGAAUCUAUCAGUUUGGCUGAACGUUCUCGUGCAAGAAACAAAACACGAGAUCCUCACAUUUUACAAUCCAGAGAACAACUCCCUCAGAAUUUCUCACAGACUAGGUUCGAAAGGACUUCAUCUCGGUGGUCACAUGCAUUCUCAUCACGGAGAACACAUACGAUUACCGCGCGGUCUCAAAGGACCUCAUCACAUGUUCGAAUGUAGAAGGACGAAUAUAAUGGGAUCGUUGGUACAAGACGCCAGUCCUUUCCUUUUUCCGUGCACGAUAGAAUACAGCUUGAUCUGCGCGGCUAUUUUAUAUGUAAUGUGGAAAAACAUAUCGAAAGUUGGCUUCACGAAGCCUGCAACACCGCCGGGCUCGCGUCAUCACACACAUGCCUAUAGAAAAUCGCCUCAUCAUUAUAGCGUGGAUUGCGCCCGCGCACACAAGGGCCUCUUCGUGGGCAUUUUGAUUCUAGUGCUGACCAUAAUCUCCCUCAUCCUCUUCUUCGUUCUCAUUUCACGGCCCGAACUGGUCAGCCUCGCCGUAACCGAAGUGAACGUCUGCGAAUUGACGCUCUACGGAAUGUCGACUCUGGCGACGAUGAUCGGCAUGUUCCAGAUGCGUAAAUUGCGCUACGAUGGCGGCAGAAAUCUGGAGCUCGAUAACAUCCUCCUGGUGGCCGCUCAGACCGGCAUGUUCAUUUACUCUACCUUCACCAUCAUCGGCGGCCACUUCACUCUGCAAAAACACACGGUCCUAGUGCUAGUCACCGCUCUGGCCAGCGUCGUCCAGACUACCUGCCAGACCAUUUUUAUUCUAGACUCGUCGAGGCGCACGGUCGCCACCGCCGAGCAGAUACGCAGGAAACCAGGCAGAGAAAUCGUAACGUUUCUAUUGGUGACGAAUCUGGCUAUGUGGGCGAUUAACACACUGGAGAAGUCACGGGCGGAGUCACAUCCGGUGCAGUUGCACUUUUAUGGCCUGUGGGCGUGGACGAUUAUCACUCAUGUCUCGAUGCCGUUGGCGAUCUUCUACAGGUUCCACAGCACUGUAUGCCUGUGCGAAGUGUGGAAGCGGGCCUAUAAGGUGAAACCCACCUAUAUGUGACGCAAGGGGUCCCGUGAGGUCAUAUGGAAGACCGGUGGGAUUCUGCAGCGGCCCAAAAGUCAACUAUCGAGGCUUGAUGCCAUUGCAGAGAACGAUCCGGCGUAUUUCAUUUGAUCGAAAAAGACAUCGAGUCAUAAAAAUGGUUUUAAAGGAGAAAAAUCCGUUGGGCAACGUAAUAAGAAGUAGAAAUUGGUAACUUUAAACGGACAGAACUUUUCUAAUCCGAACAUGAUUGAUACAUUAACAUACGUACAUGACAAUUCAUACGCACAUAAUCUGUAUCGAUUUCAGGGUAUAUUUCGGAAAGUUAACGGUAUAUAAUACUAACAGAUAUAUAGAUUCGAGUAUUCUCGAUAUUACAUGAUCACAAUUAAAGAAAAAGAC